UAGUUGCCUCCCUUGCUUGUCUCAUGACUACCGCGGAGCUCAGACACACAACAACCCGGAGUAAACAUGUCUAAAUUUUUACAGAGGAUUCUUUUGUUAUGGACAUUCACCAUCAUCAAUAUUUGCCGUGGUCAAGUCUCACUGAAAUUCAGCACUUCCACUUUGGACAUCGAGUUGGGGCGAAAUAAAACUGUCCACCUCAUCACUGACAAACCAUUGGUAGAGAAUGUUCCUAUUUAUUUUGACUACGAAUAUCACAAAUCUUUUGUUAUCGCUGAGAAACUAAAAAUAAUUACCCCUUUGCGUAAUGUGACACUUGAGGCAAACAACAAAACAGUUGAUCUACAACUGAUCGUUCAGGUAAUGGAAGUCGGUCAUUUGGUCAUAACUGCCAAUACAAAUUCUUCUAAUCUAAGUGUUGCUGGUGCUUUUGUUCGAGUGGAUAUCAAACAUAGCCAUGCUUUAUAUAUCCUCAACAUAAUUGUUGGAUGGAUUUAUUUCAUUGUGUGGACAGUUUCCUUUUACCCUCAAGCAAUUCUAAACUACAAAAGGAAAAGUGUGGUUGGUUUGAAUUUUGACUUUGCUGGCUACAACCUGAUUGGUUUCCUGGCUUAUGGUAUGUUUAAUGCUUUUCUCUACUGGGAUCCUGCUAUACAGAAACUGUAUUUUCAUGAUAAUCCUUAUGGUAUUCUCCCAGUUCAACUCAAUGAUGUAGUCUUUACUAUACAUGCAACAUUGAUCUCCUUGUUCACUAUUGGUCAAAUUUAUGUAUAUGAGCGUGGAACUCAAAAAGUAUCCAAGAUUGGUCAAGUGAUUAUAAUCCUAAUGAUGCUAUUUAUUUUUAUUUCCUUAAUUGUUGCUGGAGCAAAGGCAAUUAAUUGGUUACAGUUUCUGUAUUACCUAUCCUAUGUCAAGUUAUUUGUCACUUUUAUCAAAUACAUACCUCAGUGUCAUAUGAAUUGUGUAAGACGGAGUACAGAAGGAUGGAGCAUAUGGGGUGUCUUGAUGGAUUUUACUGGUGGUACUUUUAGUAUUUUACAAAUGUUUCUACUUUCAUAUAACAACGAUGAUUGGAAAUCUAUAUUUGGUGAUCCAACUAAAUUUGGUCUUGGUGUUUUUUCCAUUGCUUUCGACAUAAUAUUUUGUCUACAACAUUAUUUCUUUCAGAAAAACAACAAAUAUAAACCAUUAAUACAGACAUAAAUUGUCGCAGAAAAGAAGUAACAAUGUGCCUUAUACCACAGAGACAACACUACACCGUUAUACUACAUUAAGCUAUAUAUUCAGCAUAUAUUGACAUUAUAUAAUAGACAUGCAUUAUAUAAUGCACACACAUGUGUGUGUGUAUAUGUGAACAUACACACACACACACAUGCUAGCACAUAUUCACGCAUGCAUGCAUACACAAACACACAUACAUAUACAUAUG
This is a messenger RNA of Octopus sinensis (East Asian common octopus), 1429 nucleotides long. RefSeq names its product cystinosin homolog. The transcript is spliced from 9 exons. The record is from RefSeq and is a predicted model, not a curated record. Gene Ontology annotation, cellular component: vacuolar membrane. Lineage: Eukaryota; Metazoa; Mollusca; Cephalopoda; Octopoda; Octopodidae. Bases 67 to 1203 code for a protein of 378 amino acids. Gene Ontology annotation, molecular function: L-cystine transmembrane transporter activity. Gene Ontology annotation, biological process: L-cystine transport.